This is a messenger RNA of Marchantia polymorpha subsp. ruderalis, 2102 nucleotides long. NCBI's taxonomy places the organism in Eukaryota, Viridiplantae, Streptophyta, Marchantiopsida, Marchantiales, Marchantiaceae. The record is from the annotation of a GenBank genome assembly.
AUCCCCUCACUGCAGAGCUCGGCCUGCAGCCACUGACAGGAUCAUUGAUGAACAGGGGCUCGGAACAAGCUCCCUCCUCACCUGUGCAUGAGUUGGCUCACUUCCCGGGACCUGUCGUCUUUCGUCCCCUCAGCAAGCAAGCAAAGCCAGCCUGCCUGAGUUUGCUCUCUUGUGCGUUCCUGGCAAGAAACCAACUCGGGGCAAACGAUCUCAGCUCAGAUUGUUGUAUCAGUCUCCAGUCAGGAGCCUCUGAGCGCAGCGUGCGAGGGCCUGGGUGAUGAUCUGUAGCCUCGAGUGUAGCAUCUCAUCUGAUCAGCAGUAGCGCUGAUUUUGGAAGUUUAAAACCCCAUUGACAGCUCCCUUCAUUCCAUCGAGUGCUCUCACAUUCGCCGUCCACCUCCUUUCCAGAGAGCUGAGCCGAGCUGUGCUCUCGCCGUAGUGGAGCUUGUAAUCGCUCCCGGAAGAAUAAUCACGUGUGUCAUAGACAGCACCAGUGUCAAGCGUCGAGUGAGCAGCUCCAGUAAUCUCUCUCUCUCUCGCUCUUGCUGUCAGUCAGAGGUUGCAGCUGCAGCUGCUGCUGAUGCGAUGGCCCGUCGAGCAGUUCUCGCUCUCGUGCUUCUCUCGGCGCUCUGUUUGCAACUGACAGCCGAGGCUGGACGAGCAUCGACAGAGAUUACCAAAACCAAAAACGUCGACCUGUUCAGAGAACCAAAUGAAGCGGAGAUUAGUGAUUUCUACAGCUGGGUAGCUAGAGUCGGACAGAAGUUCCAGCUGAAGAAGCUGGCAGCUGCGCAGCAGCAGACACCCUCUGCAGCAGCGACAGUGCAGCCCGCUGCGGAUGGCGACAUUCAGACUUACAUCGUUGUGGACCAGAAUGGUCAAGGACAGUUUCUCACCGUGCAAGAUGCUAUCAACUCCAUCGAGAAGAAUCAGAAGCGCACAACUCGCAUUACCAUCCAGAUCAAUGCCGGUCGAUACGAGGAGAAAGUUCUGAUCGCUAAGAACCUUCCAUUCCUCACUCUUCAAGGCGCUGGGAGGGAGAACACCAUCAUUGUGCACGCUGAAACGAAGGAGCAGGCAGGCAGUGACAUUGCGGAUGCUACGGUCGCCAUCAGCGCACCCAACUUCAUCGCCAGAAAUAUUACAUUCCAAAAUUCUGCACCUGCCCCUCCGUCGGGAGCUGUCGGUCAGCAAGCUACAGCCCUGUACAUUUCAGGGGACAUGGGCGCCUUCUACGGAUGCGGCUUCCUCGGAGCUCAGGACACUCUGUACGACCACAAUGGCCGCCACUACUUCGAGGAGUGCUACGUCGAAGGGUCCAUCGACUUCAUCUACGGAGACGGCAAGUCGCUUUACAAAAAAUGUCAAUUGAAUGUGAUUCCAACCAAGACCGGGUCACUGACUGCACAGAAGAGAUUGGGCGGAGAUGAGGACACCGGAUUCUCCUUCGUGGAUUGCGCGGUGACGGGCAUGGGCAGGGUUUACUUGGGCCGUGCCUGGGGAGCUUACUCUCGUGUCGUGUUCGCCAACACCUGGCUAGCCGACAUCAUUAUCCCUGAGGGUUGGCAGAAUUGGAGCGAUCCUUCCCGCGAACAGACUGUGUACUAUGGAGAAUACGAUUGCUUCGGCCCUGGAGCAAAUUCUGCUGGACGGGUGUCGUGGUCGAAGAUCCUCUCAUACGCUGAAGCCGAACCUUUCAUGACUUUAAGCUUCAUCGAUGGAGAGAGCUGGGUCUUUUAGUUAGAAAAGCUUAGAGUUGGUAUUUCUCAAUUUUUCUCUCGGUUCACGGACAGGAAAUAAGUGUCUGGAAACUGCACAGAAGGUUUGGAGCAUCGUCAGACUCCAUGGUGCGGAGACACGAGUGAGAUUGUCAUCCAUGUGAAUAUUCUUGGCCGGCUAGCUAGAUAGACAGUGUCAAAAGUAGGCUGGUGGGCGCCCUUUUAAUCUUCCCCCACCAGAUAACAUAGUACAGCUCCAUUCAUGAUUUCCAGUCUGGGGCACUCAAUUUUCUCCGGCCAUGUGACACAUUUCACUGACCCCCUGCUGUAAUGCUCUUGCAAUACCAAGAAUCAAAGUACGAAUGUCGCACCACUAUCAUCUUC